GAAGAGCUAUACAAUUAUUUGGUCAGAGAGAACGCAGAGGUUCAGUGAACUUGUAGGCGCGUCACUCAUACAACUAUAGUGCCCGAGAACGCGCAGUCUUGUGUCAUGGGCUACAUGUGUUAUUUGGAUUCAUGCAAAGUUAUCUGGAAUGAACUAGACAUGUGGAUUAUUUAGCAUUCGUUCAGAGGAGGAAUUACGCAUCUGUUGUGCUCGGCACUUGGAAUACCUGCGUGACAGGUUACACAUUAUUCACAUAGGACUCCUUUUUUAAUGUACAAAAAGUCUUUUUGGUUUUGCACAGACUGGAAACACAUUUUCAAUCAAGAUGGAGAACAGAAAAUGUACAUCAUUCAAUUGUAUGUGACAUCGUCUGAGAAGAGGAUGCGAUUUCAACCCUAAUUCACGAGAUCUGGAUUUGGACAAAUUUGAGAAGACAAUUCAGUCGCGCUAUUUUCAGCCUCGAUUACUGCGUUAACAGAGGCACCAGUCGAACAGCUCAUUUCAUUUACUCGCGAUGGCCGCGAUCGCCAGUUCUCUGAUCCGACAGAAGCGCCAAGCGCGGGAGUCCAACAGCGACCGGGUCUCUGCCUCCAAACGCCGCCCCAGUCCCAGCAAAGACCCCCGCUCUCUCUGCGAGCGACAUUUCCUGGGGGUCUUCAGUAAAGUCCGCUUCUGCAGCGGCAAAAAAAGACCUGUUCGCCGGCGACCAGAUGCGCCCUCGAACCCUCCACAGGUGUCCCGUAAGGGCGUCAGGCUAGAGCCGCAGCUGAAAGGCAUUGUGACACGACUGUUCAGCCAGCAGGGUUUUUACCUGCAGAUGCAGCCAGACGGAACCAUCGGUGGCAUCAAGGAUGAGAACAGCGACUACACUCUUUUCAACCUCAUUCCUGUUGGUUUAAGGGUGGUGGCCAUUCAAGGAGUCAAAGCAGGUUUCUACAUCGGCAUGAACGGCGAGGGCUUCCUCUACAGCUCAGAGAUGUUCACACCUGAGUGUAAAUUCAAGGAGUCUGUGUUUGAGAACUACUACGUUAUCUACUCAUCCACCAUGUACCGCCAACAGGAGUCAGGUCGAGCUUGGUUCCUGGGCCUCACCAAGGAGGGUCAGGUAAUGAAGGGGAAUCGAGUAAAGAAAACCAAGCCCUCCUCACACUUUGUACCAAGACCCAUUGAAGUUUGCAUGUAUAGAGAGCCUUCACUGCAUGAGAUAGAAGAGAAGCAACGCUCUAGGAAAAGCUCAGGAACUCCAACAAUGAACGGAGGCAAAGCAGUCAACCAGGACUCCACAUAGCAGGGCUCAAACACUGGAGGCGACGGCAGCACAGUAGCCCCUUCCCCAUGCCCUUGCGCAUCCAACCACGGGAAUAGUACUACAUGCUAAAACAAGAUGACAAACUGAACUCUUGUCUGUAAAAACUUUUAGAAGAACACCGAAGGGGGACAAAAAAACGUUACAGUUCCAAUCAGGACUUGAACUCACAUUUUAUGCAAAAAAAAAAACAACAAAAAAAAAAGGCCAAUGGGCAGUCAUUUGAUUCAUAACAAUAGUAAUAUUUUUUGUUUUGGAUUUAUGCUGUGGUAAAUUAGCUUUAAAAUGUUCUCAUAUGCAUUAAUUUUCAUGUGAAUGCUUCAUGCUUUCCUCUCAUCGAGAAAAAUUACUCAAUGCCAUUACUAUUAUUUCUGUUUUUCGAUUUUAUGGAGAUCUGCCCUAGCAUUUUGGGUUUCGUAUUUCCUGAGAGGUGAAUGCACUUUGGGACACCAGACUACUGGAAUGUCAAGAGGGUGAAUAUAGAAAAAUGUGCUGAGUUAUAUCAGAUGAUACAACUUACUUAAGGCAGCACAGAGUUACAGAAAGCUUUUGGAGAGGACUUGGAGAAUUUAGCUGCUUAUUCAUUUAUGGGAUUUAAUAUUCAUGCAACACUUUCUUUAAAAAUCUUGCCCGCCUUGACGCACAUAUGUCCCGCACAAGUACUAUGUAUGUGUGUAUGUUUGUGUGUGCGUGGCACUAUUCAAUUCCUCCAGUCUACAGCUUGGCAUCAGCUGGAUUGCAGCGCUCUUUAUUACAAUGGACAGCUUUAAAUAGAAAGUAGGAAAUUCCUGUGAAUUAUUCACAAAUUCCCCUGCACCAAAGCAAUCCUAAAUCAAAUAUGAACAAACAACAACAGCAGCAAAACACAAAACAGAAAAAUUGUAGUUUCUGUCGUUAUAUUCAGCUCUAAAUGUAACAUAAAUUUUCAACUCAGGAAGCCUUAGUCUUAGAUGUUUGACUUUCACACCAGCCCUGUCCAGUCCAAGACACAAAGAAGGCUAGUUGUGUUGCUCCCACAUAGGUUUCCAGACAGCCUGCCUGGACAGGGCAGGUGGACUGUGGCUUAUCGACCCAUGAGAGCAGUGGGAAAGUCUAUUUAGGAAAAAAAGCUGUCAUUCAUAAGUCUUCCACUAAAGAUGCCAUGAGAGCUGUGCCCAAGUCUGCAGCAUUUAGGUGCAAAGUCAACAAAGCUAAGAGACUUAAACGCAUGAGUUAUCAGAAACAAUGUGUUUCUACUAAAAUGAGAACUGGUCAACUGGAUAGUACUGUGUGUAUGCAAAGGAGCGUGUAAAAACAGGCACGCAACAAGAAUGUCCAGAUCAAAUGGGUUUCCACAAAAGAAAACACAGUAAUGUGUGUAAUUGUGUACAAAACAGAACUCUUUAUUUUUCAUGUUUGCAGAUGUUUUCACCUGAAACACUAUCAUAUAUGCAUUAUUAUUAAUGAGAUGUAUGAAAUAUGCAUUGAUAUUAUAAAGCAGAAUGAAAUUAGGAUUGUUUAAGAAUAAAAGUAUGAUAUUUAAAGCUUU
Messenger RNA from Myxocyprinus asiaticus (Chinese sucker), 2834 nucleotides. Its product is annotated as fibroblast growth factor 12. The transcript is spliced from 6 exons. Gene Ontology annotation, cellular component: cytoplasm. Gene Ontology annotation, molecular function: growth factor activity; fibroblast growth factor receptor binding. Bases 515 to 1288 code for a protein of 257 amino acids. Gene Ontology annotation, biological process: positive regulation of gene expression; animal organ morphogenesis; regulation of cell migration. Lineage: Eukaryota; Metazoa; Chordata; Actinopteri; Cypriniformes; Catostomidae. The record is from RefSeq and is a predicted model, not a curated record.